AUGUCUCACCGUAAGUUUUCGGCCCCCAGACAUGGGUCCCUGGGCUUUCUGCCGCGCAAGCGCUGCCGGCGCCACCGUGGCAAGGUCAAGAGUUUCCCCAAGGACGACCCUAGCAAGCCUCUUCACCUGACUGCCUUCCUUGGAUAUAAGGCUGGCAUGACGCACAUCGUGCGCGAAGUCGACCGACCUGGUUCAAAGGUGAAUAAGAAGGAAGUAGUGGAGGCCGUGACGGUGGUGGAGACCCCUCCUAUGGUUAUCGUGGGUAUAAUUGGUUACGUCCAAACCCCUCGUGGACUACGCACUCUGAAGACUGUAUUUGCUGAACAUAUUAGCGAUGAGUGCAAGCGCCGCUUUUACAAGAACUGGUACAAGUCGAAGAAGAAGGCGUUCACCAAGUACUGCAAGAAAUGGCAAGAUGACGAGGGGAAAAAGCAACUGGAGAAGGAUUUCAGCAGCAUGAAAAAGUAUUGCCAGGUCAUCCGGAUCAUCGCUCAUACACAGAUGCGCUUGCUUCCUCUUCGCCAAAAGAAGUCCCACCUCAUGGAGAUCCAGGUUAAUGGUGGCACUGUUGCAGAGAAGGUCGACUGGGCUCGAGAAAAACUAGAACAGCAGGUGGCUGUCGGUGGUGUCUUUGGCCAGGACGAGAUGAUCGAUGUCAUUGGAGUUACAAAGGGCAAGGGAUACAAAGGUGUAACUAGCAGAUGGCACACAAAGAAACUGCCACGCAAGACCCACAGAGGUCUGCGAAAGGUGGCUUGCAUUGGAGCUUGGCAUCCAGCCCGUGUGGCCUUUUCUGUUGCCCGUGCUGGUCAGAAAGGCUACCAUCAUCGAACGGAAGUAAACAAGAAGAUCUACAAGAUUGGUCAAGGAUACCACACGAAGGAUGGCAAAGUGAUAAAGAACAAUGCGUCUACUGACUAUGACUUGUCUGACAAGAGUAUUAACCCCCUGGGUGGCUUUGUGCACUACGGUGAGGUGACUAAUGACUUCAUCAUGCUAAAGGGCUGUGUAAUUGGGACCAAGAAGCGAGUACUUACUCUGCGAAAGUCACUCCUGGUGCAGACUAGCCGACGUGCCCUAGAGAAGAUUGACCUCAAGUUUAUUGACACCACCUCAAAGUUCGGCCAUGGCCGUUUCCAGACUGUGGAGGAAAAGAAGGCUUUCAUGGGACCACUCAAGAAGGACCGUGUCACCAAAGAGGAGACUGCUUAG
Molecule: messenger RNA, 1212 nt
Organism: Ailuropoda melanoleuca (giant panda)
Lineage: Eukaryota; Metazoa; Chordata; Mammalia; Carnivora; Ursidae
Product: 60S ribosomal protein L3-like
Exons: 1
Coding region: 1-1212 (403 amino acids)
Biological process (GO): translation
Cellular component (GO): ribosome; cytosolic large ribosomal subunit
Molecular function (GO): structural constituent of ribosome; RNA binding
Source: RefSeq, a predicted model, not a curated record